Messenger RNA from Saccostrea cuccullata (small rock oyster), 3470 nucleotides. RefSeq names its product protein argonaute-2-like. The transcript has 25 exons. The coding region runs from base 132 to 2972 and encodes 946 amino acids. Lineage: Eukaryota; Metazoa; Mollusca; Bivalvia; Ostreida; Ostreidae. The record is from RefSeq and is a predicted model, not a curated record. Gene Ontology annotation, biological process: regulatory ncRNA-mediated post-transcriptional gene silencing. Gene Ontology annotation, molecular function: single-stranded RNA binding; protein binding; miRNA binding.
CUGCGAUCGAGGCGCCCCCUUUGAUACUAGUCAUAGAAGUGAUCAUUGCUCAAAAAAUACCAAGUCAGAGAGAUAUAUCGAAGCCUUUGAGGGCAUCAUUUACAGAUUUUCUGUAAACAUAUAAUGCCAAUAUGUUUCCUAUAGCACCAGGUAUCACCAGUAUACUACACAACCAGCAGCUUAACGGUGGACAGACCCCGUUUUCGGCCUUUCCUCCCAUGCAGGAAGGCCAGCCGUCCAUUCCAUUUUCAACAUUUCCAACGGAAGGUCAAUCUUCUGGACUUCCAUUUACCUCCUUCCCAACAGAUGGCCAAACUUCGAUUCCCUUUUCGGCAUUCCCACCCGUUCAGCCACCAGAGGGAGGAUUCGCCUUUCCGCCACCUCAGCCCCCUCCUGGACCCCCAGCAGGCGGACCCCCAGGGCCCCCCGGUCCCCCGAGACCUGCUGACUUUAUAUGUCCGCCCCGUCCUAACUAUGGGACAGAGGGGAAACCUAUCAUGCUGCACGCCAAUCACUUCCAAGUGCGAAUUCCAAAGGGGGUAAUACACCACUACGAUAUUUCCAUUGUGCCUGAUAAAUGUCCAAGGAGGGUCAAUAGAGAAAUAAUAGAAACAAUGGUCACAGCGUAUAGUCAGAAAAUCUUCUCAGGAAUGAAACCGGUGUUUGACGGACGCAAAAAUCUGUACAGCCGAGAUCCUCUUCCCAUUGGUCGAGACAAGGUGGAACUCGAGGUAACGCUACCGGGGGAGGGAAAAGACAGAGUGUUCAAUAUCACAAUGAAAUGGAUGCAGCAGAUCAGUUUGUUUGGUCUAGAGGAGGCACUACAAGGUCACACCCGGGAAAUCCCCCAGGACGCGAUCACCGCCGUCGAUAUUAUCAUGCGGCACUUGCCGAGUAUGACGUACACGCCUGUGGGUCGUUCCUUCUUCUCCCCGCCGGAGGGGUAUGACCACCCCCUGGGUGGGGGUAGGGAGGUGUGGUUCGGGUUCCAUCAGAGCGUGAGACCCUCCCACUGGAAAAUGAUGCUGAACAUUGAUGUAUCUGCCACUGCCUUUUACAAAGCCCAGCCUGUGAUAGAGUUUAUGUGUGAAGUUUUGGAUAUCAAAGACGUCAACGAACAGAAGCGCCCCCUCACUGACUCGCAGAGAGUCAAAUUUACAAAGGAAAUCAGGGGUCUUAAGGUGGAGAUUACUCAUUGUGGAACUAUGAGACGUAAAUAUCGUGUGUGUAACGUAACCAGGCGCCCCGCCCAGACACAGUCGUUCCCUCUGCAGUUAGACUCGGGACAAACAGUGGAGUGUACAGUAGCCAGAUACUUCCUGGAGAGAUACAAAAUGAAACUUCAAUACCCUCAUCUGCCUUGUCUACAAGUGGGUCAGGAGCAGAAACACACUUAUCUCCCCCUGGAGGUGUGUAAUGUGGUGGGAGGACAGCGGUGCAUCAAGAAGCUGACAGACAUGCAGACAUCUACCAUGAUCAAGGCAACAGCCCGAUCUGCUCCUGACAGAGAAAGAGAAAUCAACAAUCUUGUUCGGAAAGCCAACUUCAAUGCUGACCCGUUUCUACAAACGUUUGGAAUUAACAUCAACCCGAUGAUGUGUGACGUCCAGGGACGUGUGCUUCACCCUCCCAAGAUCCUCUAUGGAGGACGGACAUUUCAGACCAAGGCCCAGGCGGUGCCUAACCAGGGAGUGUGGGACAUGAGGGGGAAGCAGUUCUACUCGGGGACAGAAAUCCGCGUGUGGGCCAUCGCUUGUUUCGCACCACAACGAACCGUCAGGGAAGAUGCUUUAAGGAACUUUACCCAGCAGUUACAGAGGAUCUCUAACGAUGCUGGGAUGCCGAUCCUGGGCCAGCCCUGCUUUUGUAAAUACGCCACGGGGCCCGACCAGGUGGAGCCCAUGUUUAGAUAUCUCAAGAACACAUACCAGGGGCUCCAGCUGAUUGUGGUGGUCCUGCCAGGGAAGACCCCCGUGUAUGCUGAGGUGAAGCGUGUAGGGGAUAUAUUAUUUGGAUUAGCCACACAAUGUGUUCAGGCCAAAAAUGUGAACAAAACUACUCCACAGACGCUCUCCAACCUCUGCCUAAAAAUCAACGUCAAACUGGGAGGGAUCAACAACAUCCUGCUGCCUAGUAUACGUCCUGCCAUAUUUAGAGAACCUGUUAUUUUCCUCGGCGCCGACGUGACCCAUCCUCCAGCCGGAGACGCCAGUAAACCCUCCAUCGCCGCAGUGGUGGGCAGUAUGGACGCCCAUCCCAGUAGAUACUCCUCCACGGUCCGAGUACAGCAGCACCGACAGGAGAUCAUACAAGAGUUGUCUUCCAUGGUGAGAGAACUCCUAAUUCACUUCUACAAGGCCACGCGCUUCAAACCGACGCGGAUCAUCUUCUACAGAGACGGCGUCAGUGAGGGACAAUUCCAGCAGGUUUUGCAGCAUGAGCUCCGAGCUUUACGAGAAGCCUGUAUGAAGCUGGAGCUGGGAUACCAGCCGGGGAUCACGUUUAUCGUCGUACAGAAACGCCACCACACCCGACUGUUCUGUGCCGAUCGUAAGGACCAGAUUGGUCGGAGUGGAAAUAUCCCAGCAGGCACCACUGUAGAUGUGGGAAUCACUCAUCCAACAGAAUUCGACUUCUACCUCUGUAGUCAUGCUGGAAUACAGGGUACUAGUCGUCCCUCCCAUUACCACGUGCUGUGGGAUGACAACAGAUUUAAUGCUGAUGAGCUACAGACCCUGACAUAUCAGCUGUGUCACACCUACGUACGCUGUACACGCAGUGUCUCUAUACCCGCCCCCGCGUAUUACGCACAUCUAGUGGCAUUCCGGGCUCGCUAUCACCUGGUGGAAAAGGAACACGACAGUGGAGAGGGAAGCCGUCACUCUGAUAACAGCGAGGAUAGGACCCCCACAGCCAUGGCCCGCGCCGUGACCGUGCAUCCAGACACAACUAAGGUCAUGUACUUCGCCUGAUCUGGGAACCAACACAACAUGACCUUGACCUGAACAUUGACAUGUGUCCAGGAAAAGGGAGACAAUUUUGUGUAUCCUUCCCUAACAUAGGGAGGUAGACUUCCCUGAUUUUUAGAGGGAGGUUUUGUGUUUAGGGCAGGUAGUGAUUAGAUUUGACUUUUGUUAGGAUGACUAUGGGGUAUUAACUGUAUUUAUUUUAUAGAAUUGUGCUUUUAUUUUUUUUUUUUAACAAGAAACCAUUCUGACUUGGUAGAGCGUACAUUCCACUGUGUCUAUGAUUUUUUAACAAAAUGAAGCAUCUUUGACCUGAUACUAGCAGCUUUUUGUUGCCAGCAAAGAUGCAUGUGGUGCUUAAAGGCUCAAAAUAGAUAUUUCUGCCAUAACUGAGAAAUCUCUCAGACAAACUUUGUUGACGAAAGAUGCCAUUUCAUACGAAGCAUAUCUACAUUUUAGUCAUUCCAUGUAUUUUGGGUGUAAUCCCAUUUUUGGCACAAUACU